Talaromyces atroroseus is the source of this 426-nucleotide messenger RNA. RefSeq lists its product as hypothetical. The transcript has a single exon. Bases 1 to 426 code for a protein of 141 amino acids. The record is from RefSeq and is a predicted model, not a curated record. Lineage: Eukaryota; Fungi; Ascomycota; Eurotiomycetes; Eurotiales; Trichocomaceae.
AUGACUAGCAACACCUACGGCAGCAGCUACGCCACUGAUCCCUACGGGACCAGCACAUAUGGCACCAACACCUACGGCACUGCUAGCGACUACAGCACAGGCUACGGAUACGGCACCACAGGCUACGGCGCCGGCACCAACGCCUACAGCACAUACGGCGACACGACCGGCGGAGGAGCCAACCGCACCACUUACGAUCCAUCCACCGGUGCCUAUGACCAGCAUAUCGACUACGAUGCCAAUGCCGGCACGCGUCGCCAUCACCGUGAGCAGAUGGAUGAUACCGGCCGUUACUACCAUCGCGAUGUAGACCGGGAUACGACUGGCUUGGACAAUACUACCCGCGUGCAUAAGGAUUACUCAAAUCCCAAUACCGGUACUAGUUAUAGCAGGGAUUCGUCCUAUGAUCGCAAUAAUCUGGUUUGA